CUUACAUAAGAAAAUACCCUUGAAAUCCCCAUUGAUAGGAUAGGAGAAUUAAUUAGAUCUUCAAGCUUGAUCUACUACAUAAUUUACUAUGCUAUGUAUUAUCACUCUAAAAAGUACAAGGUAUAACUGUUCAAAUCCGAAUGCCUCAUAUUAGAUUACCUAGACAAGAACACACCAAUUCAACAACAUGGCAAGGACAACUAGGUCAAAGGCGAGCGCAUCGGCCGCCGCAACAUCAGAUACCAAGUCGACGACCUCCAGCACCAAAUCAAGAUACGCAUUACCUACAGAAUCCAUAAAUCCACCCAAGCUCUUCAUUCUGCCCACCAGCGCUACCAAAGAUGCGAAAAUAGUCUCCUUAUUGAACCCAAGAUACUCAAAACCGACGAGAUAUCUAGUAUGCCCUGAAACUGGUAUAUACGAAUUUACCAGGAUCGCUGCGCCCAAGACGACGCCUAGAAGCUGGUUGAUAGAAUGCAGUGAUACAGGCAAAGUGGAAGAGAAGACGAGCAAAGAUGACGCUGAGCUUGGCGCUUAUAUCACUAAAGGUGCUGACUUAUACGUCGCGACCCUCAUCGAUCCUAUGUUCCUUCUCCUACCUGCAUUUGCAGACCAAUCCACCAAUACCAAAGAUGGGAAGCGGAUGUUUGUGUCUAGCGACGACCACCUCGACUCCAUACGCGACAAGUCCCCACACCUAUCUGAAAUAUUGCGAUGGGGGAAUGUACGGACAUUACUAGAGUCGCGGAUGGCCGCAAUAUGCGAUACGGUAGAUGCAGGCAACGAGUCCAUGUUCCGUUUCAGCGAAGACAAGCUCUUAACCGAAGUGCUAGGCAAGGCGCAGAAGAUGAGCGAGCAACCCUUGCCGAAAAGUAUGGAGGAAAAGUUUGUGGCUAAAGCUCUAGAAGCGCCGGUCGUGGGUAUAAAAAGAGAGAACACGACAACAUUGUCUAUCUCACAGCAGACAGAAACACAAGCACAAUCAGAGACCCCAGCGUCAACCUCAACAGCAUCGACCCCCAAACCCGAGUCUGUCGAAAGCCAAUCUUCUACCUCAUCUACAGAAACAAAUACAACCGUUGUAUCAGAAGUAUCUACAACUGCUACCUCAGUUGUCGAAGAAUCGAUAACCACUACUACUGCCACAGAACUAACACCCUCGCUCGGCGCCUCUCCAGAAAUCAUAAAACUACAACGCCUCCGCACAGCCUUCAACUUUAUCUGCUCAUGCUACAUUGCCCCAUCACAAGCCACGCAGUUACAGACGAAGCUCAAGGAGCAGAAACCCCCGGCAGUCGAUUUCGCGCCGCUGGACACCUACCUAGAGGGUAUCAGCAAGCUACGACAGGAGCUAGCCGCGGCGCGCAGCGUGGGCGACUACUCGCGAAAACGCGUAUUAGACGAGGACGAAGUAGCAGAUCGCGCCGAGAAGAAGCGCCGGAAAGAAGAAGACGAGAAGCGGAAGAAGGCCGGCGAGAGCAGGGGCGUGAAAAAUCUAAAGAAGGUGAAUACGGUGGGGAUGAAGAAGAUGAGUGAUUUCUUCAUGAAGAAGUAAACUUGGAAUAAAAAUAGGAAUAAGUACCGGCGUUUAGAAAGGGUAUAUGUCAUCAAAUGUGUAUAGUAUUUGGGCUUGGGCUAGGUUUAGCCUUUGGAUAUAUGUGCCCGUUCAUCAUUCGUGUAUACCUAAGACAGCGGCAUAAUCAUCAAAUCAAGCCUUUUAAAGCUUUAUCGUAUCCGCCCCCCCUUUUAACUAAUAGCCUCGUGUCCCUCUCGACCUUCCUCUCAAGAACCCUCGGCCGAUCCCCGAGGUCCCUCUAGCCGUACUCGUCGAGCUUGUGUCUGCUGCGGAUGUAGGUCUACUAGACGCGGAUGAGUACACGCUUCGCCCUGUUGU
This is a messenger RNA of Daldinia loculata, 1894 nucleotides long. Its product is annotated as ribonuclease H2, subunit B. Lineage: Eukaryota; Fungi; Ascomycota; Sordariomycetes; Xylariales; Hypoxylaceae. The coding region runs from base 188 to 1555 and encodes 455 amino acids. Gene Ontology annotation, biological process: ribonucleotide metabolic process; RNA catabolic process. Gene Ontology annotation, cellular component: ribonuclease H2 complex; nucleoplasm. The transcript has a single exon. The record is from RefSeq and is a predicted model, not a curated record.